Molecule: messenger RNA, 1641 nt
Organism: Penicillium vulpinum
Lineage: Eukaryota; Fungi; Ascomycota; Eurotiomycetes; Eurotiales; Aspergillaceae
Gene: aglA
Product: putative alpha-galactosidase
Exons: 1
Coding region: 1-1641 (546 amino acids)
Biological process (GO): carbohydrate metabolic process
Molecular function (GO): hydrolase activity, hydrolyzing O-glycosyl compounds
Source: RefSeq, a predicted model, not a curated record
AUGAAGACAGUCUCGCCCAAAAGCUGGGCUGCCCGCAGCAUGGCCGGCCUCCUAGCGCUCCCAUUGCUACCAGUGCAUGCCUCUUCUGGGAACCCAAGCCUAUCCCCAGCACCCCCAAUGGGGUUCAACAACUGGGCGCGCUUCAUGUGCGAUCUGAACGAGACGCUCUUCACCGAGACAGCACAGUCAAUGCUAGACCGCGGUCUCCUCGACGUAGGCUAUGACCGCCUCACGCUGGAUGAUUGCUGGAUGAGCUACGACCGUGCUAAGGAUGGUUCCCUACAGUGGGACACCGAGAAGUUCCCGAACGGCAUCCCCUGGCUCGCCAAGUUCGUGAAUAGCAAGGGCUUCCAACUUGGUAUCUACGAAGAUUCCGGAAACUUGACCUGCGGUGGCUAUCCAGGCUCCUACCAAUUCGAGGAGCAGGAUGCCGAACUCUUCGCUAGCUGGGGCAUCGACUACCUCAAGCUGGACGGAUGCAAUCUCUGGGAGGAGGAAGGCCGCACGAUACGCGAGGAGUAUCAUGUGCGCUACGAGCAGUGGCACCAGAUUCUGAGCGCCAUGCCGAAGCCGCUCAUCUUCUCCAACUCCGCGCCUGCGUACUUCGAAGAUGACGCAGCGGACUGGGCGACUGUCAUGGACUGGGUCCCAGAGACCGCCGAGCUGGCACGUCACUCUGCGGAUGUGAUCACCUACUCCGUCGAGGGCAAUGCCUGGAAUAGUAUCAUGUACAACUAUGACUUCCACGUGCGUCUCGUGCGCUACCAGCAACCGGGCUACUAUAACGAUCCCGACUUCCUGAUCCCAGACCACCCAAGCCUCUCUAUGAAUGAGAAGAAAUCUCAGUUUGCGCUCUGGUCUUCUAUGGGUGCGCCACUGAUUAUCAGUGCUUACAUCCCCGCUCUCUCGGACGAGGAGAUCGCAUUCCUUUCCAACAAGGCCCUCAUUGCCGUGAACAAGGAUCCGUUGUCGCAACAAUCUGCUCUCGUCAGCCGCGAUGGCACCUUCGAUGUCCUGGCCCGCUCUCUGGAGAAUGGAGACAGACUCCUGACCGUGCUGAACCGCGGAGCCGAAACCGCCACAACGACUGUCUCCCUCGCACGUCUUGGUUUGUCGUCUUCUUGCAAGUAUGAAGCACGCGAACUCGUCGCCGGCGAAGACUUAACUAUCGACUCUGCUAUCAAAGUCGAGCUCGAUUCCCAUGUCGCCAAGGUCUUCCGUAUUGCGAUGGCCAAGAAGUGUACUAAGACCACACCUACCGGCAUGGUUUUCAAUACUCCGGCCGAUCUUUGCAUGACUGCUUCUACUGAUUCUGUCACCUUUGAGAAGUGUGCUGGUUUGGACUCCCAGGUCUGGCAUGCUCCGGAGACGGGCGAUGGCACUAAGCUGACUUUGAGACCUCUGUCGAAUGACUCGCUUUGUCUUGCUGCUACUGGAGAUAAGCUUUCGCUUGCUAAGUGCCAUGGUGGACAUGGUACCAACUGGGAGCACUUCAUGUCUGGUCAUUUGCGCAGCUCUGCUGGAGGUUGCUUGACUCAGACCAAGGAUCAAGGCAGCAUUUCAGAGUGUGUGAGUGAUAGUGUUGGACAGAUCUUUGGAUUGGCAAGUGGAAUCAGUCUGGCCAAGGGAGAUUUGAACUAG